GCCUCUAGUUUCUCGUGCUCUCUUUGAGGUGGGUUCGAUUCAGUCCCCCUCUCUACUCAAUUUCCCAUCUCUGUCCUGUUUAUAGGGUUUUCUUAAAAAACUCUCUAAAAUUCUUAAUCAUCAUCCAUGGCGGCUGCAGAUAUAGAGUUCAGAUGCUUCGUCGGUGGGCUCGCAUGGGCCACCACCGACCAGUCACUUGAGGAGGCUUUCUCUCAGUAUGGAGAAAUACUCGAAUCGAAGAUCAUUAAUGAUCGCGAGACAGGCAGAUCGAGAGGGUUUGGAUUCGUGACGUUCAAAGAUGAGCAGUCAAUGAGGGAUGCAAUCGAAGGGAUGAACGGGCAGAAUCUGGACGGCCGCAACAUCACGGUCAACGAGGCUCAAUCCCGUGGAAGCGGCGGCGGAGGCGGCGGAUUCCGCAGCGGCGGAGGUGGCCGUCGUGGUGGCGGCGGCGGUGGAUAUGGCGGCGGCGGUGGAUAUGGCGGAGGCGGCGGUGGUUAUGGCGGUGGCGGUGGUGGAUACGGUGGUGGCGGACGUGACCGUGGUGGAUACGGUGACGGUGGGUCCCGUUACUCUAGGGGCGGUGGUGGGUCAGAUGGUAAUUGGAGGAACUAGGGCUUAGAAUUUAGAUAGUGUGGGUGGUGUGGUGUUUCUUGUGGGGUUGGGUUGUAGAGUUUGGGUGUUAUGGUUCUUCUAUUUGGUUUGUGCUACUGUGUUUUUUUGACCGCUGGUUCUGCCAUGUUGAUCGGUAUUGUGUGUGUUCUAAAAUGAAUCGAGUAGAUCGAAGAUUUCGAAGAUUUAUAUUACAAUUAUUUGUGUUA
Cornus florida is the source of this 818-nucleotide messenger RNA. Its product is annotated as glycine-rich RNA-binding protein GRP1A-like. NCBI's taxonomy places the organism in Eukaryota, Viridiplantae, Streptophyta, Magnoliopsida, Cornales, Cornaceae. The record is from RefSeq and is a predicted model, not a curated record. Gene Ontology annotation, molecular function: mRNA binding. The transcript has 2 exons. The coding region runs from base 127 to 612 and encodes 161 amino acids.